Molecule: messenger RNA, 1686 nt
Organism: Cornus florida
Lineage: Eukaryota; Viridiplantae; Streptophyta; Magnoliopsida; Cornales; Cornaceae
Exons: 5
Coding region: 409-1452 (347 amino acids)
Source: RefSeq, a predicted model, not a curated record
CAUUACUUAUUAUUCAUGAAAUCAUAUAAAUGAGGGUUUUUUCCCCCUUAAUUUAGACAAUGAUUCAAUUUUAUUUGUCAUUAUUAAUAAUUCUUCAAUGGGAUAUUGACAUUUGUUAAUGUUUUGUUUUACUUUCUAAAAUUUUUGUUAUCUUGGGAUUUGGGAAUGAAAUGGAUCGUGGUGUGAAACUCAUACAUUAAACAAAUGAGAAUUUCUAUUUCAUGUCCUUCUCUCUCUCUUUCUAUAUAUGUAUUUUGUGGUACUAAUAUUCGUAGACUAUUGUUUAGCUCUUAAAGUUCCUUUUAUUGGUAAAAAUCUCAUUUCAUUUUAAUACUCUUGUUUAAGGCCAAUCCUGGAUGUAGUUGGUGUUUUUUAUUUUGGCAAAAAUAUGAUAUUGAUAUCACAGAUAUGACAAGUGUUCCAUCAGGGAUGUUUAAGAAAAUUAUAGUGGUCUUGUUGAUCGGGUUUAUAGCAUGGGCAUUUCAAACUAUCCGCCCUCCACCUCCAAACAUCUGUGGUUCCGCAGGUGGUCCACCCAUCACAGCACCAAGAAUAAAGCUUAGGGAUGGAAGGUAUUUGGCCUAUAAGGAGCAUGGUGUUCCCAAAGAAACGGCCAAAUAUAAAAUUAUCUAUUCACAUGGCUUUGGCUCUAGCAGACAUGAGUUAGCCAUUACGACAUGGGAAAUAGUUGAGGAAUUACAGGUGUACUUUGUAACUUUCGACAGACCAGGUUAUGGAGAAAGUGAUCCAGAUCCAAAACGCACCACAAAGAGUAUAGCUUUGGACAUAGAAGAGCUAGCUGAUCAGUUAGCACUUGGAUCCAAAUUUUAUUUACUUGGGUUGUCAAUGGGAGGACAGGUGCUUUGGGGCUGCCUCAAGUACAUCCCUCACCGUCUAGCAGGAGCAACACUACUCUGUCCAGUUAUCAACUACUGGUGGCCAAGCUUUCCUGCAAAUUUAUCUGAAGAAGCUUACUACCAACAAUUCCCACAAGAUCAAUGGGCACUUCGUGUUGCUCAUUAUGCCCCAUGGCUCAACUACUGGUGGAACACUCAGAAAUGGUUUCCCGCGUCUAGUGUUAUAGCUGGAAAGCCUAAAUUCAGCCAGCAAGAUAUAAGUCUCAUUUCCAAGCUUACCAGGGGUGAAAAACGCAAGGAAAAUGUAACACAACAAGGAGAUUUCGAGUCUAGGCAUCGUGACAUGAUGAUUGGAUUUGGAAAAUGGGAAUUUGAUCCUAUGGAACUCGAGAACCCUUUUCUUGGAAAUGAAGGCUCUGUUCAUAUAUGGCAGGGUGAUGAAGAUGGUCUUGUGCCUGUUAUACUGCAGCGUUAUAUUGCCGGAAAGCUUCCAUGGAUUCACUACCAUGAAUUACCAGGCGCGGGACAUGUGUUUCCUUUUGCAGAUGGAAUGACUGAGACCAUCUUAAAGACACUCUUACUCAGUGAGAAGUAGCCUACUGCAGAAAUAAUUCUCUAUUCAAUUCGAUUAUUAUUUGCCGGGGAAGAGAAGUUUCUAUUCAAUUAUUGAGUAAACUUGGUGCCUGAGAUGAAAGUUUUAUUGAUUGAUGUUUUAUAAUACAAUAGGAUGGUAACAUUAGCAUUACUCAAAUUUUGUUGUCUUGGGUUAAAUUUGGAGCAGUAUGUGUUCUGCAGUGCUUUCAUUGCGUAUUGUUGUGGCUUUAUUCAA